CCCUAAUUGCGUUCGUUUUCGAUAGGUUUUCUGGAACAAUACACAAUGCAGGUUCCCCUCUUUUCCGCGCACCACUGUACAGCCGACAUAAAGUCUCGGACGCGAAAGAAACGAGGGGAAAACAGGUAUAAGAAUGCAGCGAUGAGCUGUUCUCAAGGACAUACAGCAAUCAACAGCAACUCUACAAAUACAUUCAAUAACUACUCUUUCGAAAUUUAAACUCGUUUCGCUCCCCCAGAAAAGUACAGACGAAUCAUCAUGUCUUAUCAACCCACCAACCUUCCACAGUCCUCUGUGAACCACACCUGGGGCCAACUCCUGCCCUCCCUCAAUGGACUAUAUGACGCCCAGUUGGACGAACGCUUUGACAUGGAAGAUCCUAUCACAACCUCCAUGGCACCUCAAUCCGCACCAGUCGCCGUUGCUAUCUUGGAGAAGCCGAAGCCCUCGAGGCCGUUAGAGAGGGCCCACCAUCAUGUAAAACCUAAGACGUCCAAGAAGUCCGAAAGUGAACCCCAACACCCCACUGCAAUCCACUCUUGGAGUCAGCUUUCUCUGGCUAGCACCCUGUCUGAGGAAGACUUCGAGGCCCGCUUCGCUGCCGAAGAGGAAGAAUUGACACGCGCUGGCAUCAUCAAAGAGCCAACUUCAACCGCUGACAACAACAACGCUCCCUCUCUCCCCAAAGACCAAGACCAAACUAAGAAACUUGCUUGCAUUGUCAAGAAUACCAGAACGCCAUCUGACUGCGUCGCCGCCCAAAUCGCCUGGAGUUCGUCUCGCAAUGCCUCAAGCAAUGAUCAUGAUAUAGCCAUCGAUGAUCAAUUCAACGAUCAUUUCAUGAAUGAAGAGCAAGAGCUCAUACUAGCCAACGCAAUUAAACAAGCUAGGACACCAUCAGCCUCUGUCGCCGCUCAAAUCUCCUGGAGCGAAGCACGGGCUCGUGCCCGUGAGGUCGAAAACAUGGAACCGUUUCAAGCGAACUACUCCUGGAGCCAAGUCUUGCCUUCCUUGUCCUCUGCUGCUUGAGGCACUCUUACCUGGGUGUCUGUCGGAGCAUUUUUGCCAUGAUUAUUCGGAGGAAUGGGUUAGCUAUUGGCUUGUGAGCCGAACAUGCUUCAAGUAGUCAUUCAAGUAGUCAUUCAUAUAGUUCGUAGUUUAUCAUAGCAAUCUCAAAUCUAG
Molecule: messenger RNA, 1182 nt
Organism: Lindgomyces ingoldianus
Lineage: Eukaryota; Fungi; Ascomycota; Dothideomycetes; Pleosporales; Lindgomycetaceae
Exons: 1
Coding region: 259-1029 (256 amino acids)
Source: RefSeq, a predicted model, not a curated record